Molecule: messenger RNA, 1070 nt
Organism: Cucurbita moschata (crookneck pumpkin)
Lineage: Eukaryota; Viridiplantae; Streptophyta; Magnoliopsida; Cucurbitales; Cucurbitaceae
Product: multifunctional methyltransferase subunit TRM112-like protein At1g22270
Exons: 4
Coding region: 202-681 (159 amino acids)
Biological process (GO): peptidyl-glutamine methylation; rRNA (guanine-N7)-methylation; tRNA methylation
Molecular function (GO): protein heterodimerization activity
Source: RefSeq, a predicted model, not a curated record
AGACGAGUUUCCACCGCUAGAUGGUGGCGGCCGCAAUCAGAAUACCAUAAGCAGUUCCUAUCAUCUGGUACCAUUCGAUCGCUUCGAUCUCCUCAGACAGGAAUUUUGAAUUUGGUAACGAUCAUUGCAAAAGUGGCGCUUGCACCCUGUGAUAACAAAUAAACAGAGAGCCAGAGAAAGAAAGCGAAAGGGCUGAAAAAGAUGAGGCUACUUACACACAACAUGCUCUCCUCCAACAUCAAGGGCGUUGUCAAUGGCUUCCCUCUCCGAGUCGAGGUUGAGAAAGUUGUCGAGAAGCAGGUCGACUUCAACCCGGACUUCCUCAAGAACAUGUUCUCCAAAAUCGAAUGGAAGCCUCUUGUCGAUGCCUCUCGCACUAUGGGCUAUGCCGAACUUCCCGAGGAGGCAGAGUCAUUGAUGCUCGAUUCCCAUGACUUUUUGCAACGAUUCCACCAUGCGCUUUUGGAGCUACAUCUCGAGGAAGGCGCUCUUAUUUGCCCGGAGACAGGCCGCCGAUUCCCCGUCAAUAAAGUGGACCCUACUCUCUCUUAUAGGCGCAAAUUGGGACUCAAGUUUCCACCGAUAAAAAGCCGAAGGCCGCACUCCGAAGACCAUAACAGUUCCUAUCAUCUGGCGCCAUCCCGUUGCUUCUCGAUCUCCCUGAUUUUCUUACUGUCUUAAAACUAGAAAAGCAAAUGGCUGCUGGAAGGGUAGCUCACGUCACGCUUAAAGGACCGAGUGUCGUCAAGGAGAUAUUGAUUGGAAUGGGAGUGGCUUUGUUUGCUGGUAGCUUUUGGAAAAUGCAUCAGUGGAAUGAGCAGAGGAAAGUAAGAGCGUUCUAUGAUCUACUCGAGAAGGGUGAGAUCGGUGUCGUUGUCGAUGAAGAAUAGAUCUUACACUCUAUCAUGAUAUUGUUGAACACAUUCAUCAGUUUGUUUAUCACUUUUUGAAAACCUCUUUGUUUUGCUUUUUGGAUUAGAGAUGAUGACCUGUUUAUCUUUUGCAUCAGUUUCUACAAAUAAGAUAUGAGAGAGAUUUUGGUGGACUUAAUAAUAAACCUUAUUUCAUGA